Miscanthus lutarioriparius is the source of this 1608-nucleotide messenger RNA. Lineage: Eukaryota; Viridiplantae; Streptophyta; Magnoliopsida; Poales; Poaceae. The record is from the annotation of a GenBank genome assembly.
AUGGAGAUUGAGAGGGAAGCUCCGGGUAACGACAAGGCGAGGAGCUGGAGAGCUAAUGUAGCUCAGGAAGACUCUAAGAGCAAGCUUGACGGCGGUGAUCAGCCGAUGAAGGAGCCUGCAUGGAAAAGGUUCCUGGCUCAUGUUGGGCCAGGGUUUAUGGUGUCAUUGGCAUACUUGGAUCCUGGGAACUUGGAAACGGAUCUGCAAGCUGGAGCGAAUCACCGAUACGAGCUCCUCUGGGUGAUUCUCAUUGGUCUCAUCUUCGCACUCAUCAUUCAGUCACUAGCAGCUAAUCUUGGAGUGGUGACAGGGAGGCAUCUUGCUGAGAUAUGCAAGAGUGAGUAUCCAAAAUUUGUGAGGAUCUGCCUAUGGAUUCUCGCAGAGGUGGCUGUGAUCGCUGCAGAUAUCCCUGAAGUUAUAGGGACAGCCUUCGCUUUCAACCUGUUAUUCCACAUCCCCGUGUGGGUGGGGGUUCUCAUCACCGGCUCCAGCACUCUCCUGCUCCUGGGCCUACAAAGAUACGGGGUGCGGAAGCUGGAGUUCCUGAUCUCGAUGCUGGUGUUCGUCAUGGCGGCGUGCUUCUUCGGGGAGCUGAGCAUCGUGAAGCCGCCGGCGGUGGAGGUGAUCAAGGGGCUCUUCAUCCCCAGUCUCAAGGGCGACGGCGCCACCGCAGACGCCAUCGCCCUCCUUGGAGCUCUUGUCAUGCCGCACAACCUGUUCCUGCACUCCGCUCUGGUGCUGUCUCGGAAGACGCCAUCGUCGGUGAGAGGGAUCAAGGACGCGUGCCGGUUCUUCCUCUACGAGAGCGGCUUCGCGCUGUUCGUGGCGCUGCUCAUCAACAUCGCCGUCAUCUCCGUCUCCGGCACCGUCUGCUUCUCCGGCAACCUCUCGCCGGAGGAGGCCGACAAGUGCAGCGACCUCUCGCUCGACUCAUCCUCCUUUCUCCUCAAGAACGUGCUGGGCAGGUCGAGCGCGAUCGUCUACGGCGUGGCGCUGUUGGCGUCUGGGCAGAGCUCCACCAUAACAGGCACCUAUUCCGGCCAGUACAUCAUGCAGGGUUUUCUGGACAUCAGGAUGAAGAAGUGGCUGAGGAACCUGAUGACCCGGUGCAUCGCCAUUGCGCCGAGCCUAGUCGUCUCCAUCAUCGGUGGCUCCAGUGGCGCCGGCCGUCUCAUCAUCAUCGCUUCGAUGAUCCUGUCUUUUGAGCUGCCGUUCGCCCUCAUCCCACUUCUCAAGUUCAGCAGCAGCAGCAGCAAGAUGGGACCCCACAAGAACUCCAUCUAUAUUAUCGUGUUCUCGUGGUUGCUGGGGCUGAUGAUCAUCGGCAUCAAUAUGUACUUCCUGAGCACCAGCUUCGUCGGCUGGCUCAUCCACAACUCCCUCCCCAAGUAUGCCAACGUGCUCGUCGGCCUCAUCGUCUUCCCCCUCAUGCUCAUCUACGUUGUCGCCGUCAUCUACCUCACCUUAAGAAAGGACACCGUCGUCACCUUCGUCGCCGACUCCACCCAGCUGGUUGACGCCGAGAAGGCCAAGGCGGCCGGUGAGGAGGAGGACGACCUACCAGUGCCGUUCCGGCAGGACCUGGCGGACAUCCCACUGCCGGAGUAG